Aspergillus thermomutatus is the source of this 1212-nucleotide messenger RNA. RefSeq lists its product as uncharacterized. Gene Ontology annotation, molecular function: protein binding. NCBI's taxonomy places the organism in Eukaryota, Fungi, Ascomycota, Eurotiomycetes, Eurotiales, Aspergillaceae. The coding region runs from base 1 to 1212 and encodes 403 amino acids. The transcript has 3 exons. The record is from RefSeq and is a predicted model, not a curated record.
AUGUCACCUAUACCUCAGCACCCCAAGUCUGCAGCGACCAUCUUCCUCGACCAACCACCAAGCUGUCUUCAAUUUUGCCCUGCAGCACCAGACAACUUCAUCAUAGGCACCUACCUGCUAUCCGAAAACAAAGACAAUGAUGGAAAUGUGCAGCAGACGAAGACUGGAAGCCUUCAACUAUGGAACCUCAAUCCUCUGAACAACGAACUCUCUCUCAUCCAAAAACUAUCACUGCCAUAUGCUGUCUUUGAUCUCCAUUUCCAUCCGAGAGAUGCUAGCAUCCUCGCCAUCGCCACAAGCGCGGCAUCCGUGGCUCUUUUCAAAGUCUCAACCGGCCCCGAAACCACCAUCAGCCAUCUAUGGGACUUACCCGUCCAUGAGGAUCCCUCAACCCCGGCUUUGUUCCUAGCCUGGGCACCCCAGAACUGGUUUCCAAGGCGCGAGCAAGACGGGUUCGCCGUCACGUUCUCCGAUGGCAGGACGAGCGUCUACGGCACCACCUCCGCCGACAAGGCCGAGCUCACAGAGCAAUCCAGCAUCAUCGAACUGGGAACGUUCGAAGCCACCCAGACCAUCGAAGUAUGGUUCGUGGCUCUGGCGUCACUCCGAGACCCCUCAUCGGGAUCCGAGGAACCCAGUCUUCCCUACCUCUUCACAGGGGAUGACUUCGGCUCGCUGCAUACACGCCAAUUGAGUGAACAGGCAGCAGUAGAAGGAGAGGAGCCUCUGGCGCCCCUCGUACUUGACUACGACGACCGCGCUCGUCACCAUACGGGCGGAGUAACGAGUAUUCUUCCUCUGCCCCUUCCGCUUAGUGAAGGCGCUCCCUUGCUGCUCACAGGGAGCUAUGAUGACUGCCUGCGUGUCUACCAUGCCACGCGUAGGGGCCAAGUGCUUGCUGAAGAGUGUCUUGGCGGCGGUGUCUGGAGACUACAGCUGUUGAAGACGGAGCAAAAGCCUGCCUCAGAAACAGAGGGCGAAGAGUGGAGGUUUCUGAUCCUAGCUAGCUGUAUGCAUGCAGGGACAAGGGUGGUGGCGGUGACGUGGAAACCUCGAAGAGUAGAUGACUCGGGAUCCGAAUGGAGUAUCGAUGUCCUGGCCCAGUUCACGGAGCAUGAGAGCAUGAAUUAUGCAUCUGAUGUGUGGAAAGCGGAGGGAGGAUACGACUUGGAAGGCAAGGAUAUAUCGGAGCUGUUUCAAUCAGAGGCAUAA